This is a messenger RNA of Emericellopsis cladophorae, 1782 nucleotides long. Its product is annotated as HMG box-containing protein. Bases 1 to 1782 code for a protein of 593 amino acids. NCBI's taxonomy places the organism in Eukaryota, Fungi, Ascomycota, Sordariomycetes, Hypocreales, Bionectriaceae. The record is from RefSeq and is a predicted model, not a curated record. Gene Ontology annotation, cellular component: nucleus. The transcript has a single exon.
AUGCGACGGUUCGAAAAACCACAAUUGUCGGCCACAAGCAACAUCCUCUUCAAGCGGUGCGAGGGCCUAAAUGAGUUUCCUAGGAGGUCCCCCUCUAAGAAAAGCUUCCUCUUCAGUGAGACUCCGAGAAAACCUUCGGCCAACAGAUCCAUCUUCGACGAUGAGUCUCCGCCCGUGAUGAAUCGGACCAACAAAGCAAGGAAGCACAAGUUCGCACCUAUCUCUGAAACUGAGAAUUUGAGCGACAAAGGCCGUUGCAGCGAUGCCAUUGAUCAUCUACUUCAUGGAACAACGGCUCGGGCCAAAGAUGUCUCGAAGCUACAGGAUAUUCCGCCAUCCAAGACUGUGCAUCAAGCAGAGCCAGCGCAUGAGAACAGCCUUAGCCAAAUGGACGAACAGAUUGAUGUUCUUACUUUCAACGAUGAAGCUUCCCCAGCGGCGACAACUGUUCCAGAUGGUACAGCAGAUGCGGACAAAUCGCAGCAAGGAUCCGUGUGCGCGGGGACAGAUGGCGAGACCAGCUUGGACUUCUUUCUCGACGAUUCAAACACUAUCCUAAGCAGCUCCAGCGCUUCGACCGCCCCUGCAGGCUCGACUCAAGACGACGACAGCGUUCACGUUGACCGGGUUUUGCAACCUAAGAGUCAGGAACAGGUAAACCAAAACCUGAGCCGUCCGGCAAGGCCCGCUCAAGUGUCCACUGUGGACCUUACGGAUGCUCUAGGGAUGCUGGACUUGGACACAGAUCGCCGAGGCGAACAAGAAAAUAUUCUAUUCUCAACACCACCUACGACACCGGGGAAACAAGCCAAGCCAAAUAGGCUUUUGUCACCCUCGAAACGUGCGGCUCUGAUCCCAAAGACGCCUCAUCGCCCAUCUAUGGAUGCAUUUUGGGACCAGGAGGAUGUGAAUACUUGGAACGAGAAGCACUCUCCGCGAAAACUGAUCUUGCCGCCUGUACUCAAAAGUCCAGCAAAGCAGCCCCAGAGCCCCCGAAAGCAAGAGAGACGAGAUUUUGAGCUGAAAAGACAUGCGUUGGCUGAUGAAUUCCUGCGGGAACUGGACCAAUCCGUCACACAGGGUCAGAUUGGCCAGCUGGCAAAUUCAACAGGAGGUGUGAGGGUCACUUGGUCAAGGACUCUCAACACGACCGCCGGCCGAGCCAACUGGCGGCGAGAGAAGAUACGAUCACACAAUGAUGGAGCUGGCGAGGCGGAAUGCAAGUACUACCACCAUGCUUCCAUCGAACUAGCCGAAAAGGUCAUCAACGAUGAGGACAAGCUGCUGAACACGCUUGCGCAUGAGUUCUGUCACUUGGCUAACUUCAUGAUCACUGGCAUGACUAGCAAUCCUCAUGGCAAGGAGUUCAAGGCAUGGGCGUCCAAAUGCUCUCAGGCCUUUGGUGCGCGCGGAGUCAACGUGACCACCAAACAUAGCUACGAGAUCGACUUCAAGUACGUCUGGGAGUGCACCGCAUGCGGCAUCGAGGUGAAGCGUCACUCCAAAAGUGUUGACCCCAAAAAGCACCGGUGUGGAUCCUGCAAGAGCACUCUGAAGCAGACCAAGCCGACUCCGAGGGGUAGUGGGAAGCCCAGCGAGUAUCAGCUGUUUGUCAAGGAGCAGAUGAAGGUGGUGAAGGACGAGAACCCAGGGAUUGCACAGAAGGACGUGAUGAAGGCCGUUGCAGCCAAAUGGGCGAAGCGAGGGGAAGGCAGGUCGGCUGACAAGGUCGACGCAGAAGUCGAGGUUCUCGGAGCACGCAUCCUGGACCUCACGGUAUGA